Molecule: messenger RNA, 2457 nt
Organism: Ipomoea nil (Japanese morning glory)
Lineage: Eukaryota; Viridiplantae; Streptophyta; Magnoliopsida; Solanales; Convolvulaceae
Product: beta-galactosidase-like
Exons: 16
Coding region: 1-2190 (729 amino acids)
Biological process (GO): carbohydrate metabolic process
Cellular component (GO): vacuole; cell wall
Molecular function (GO): beta-galactosidase activity
Source: RefSeq, a predicted model, not a curated record
AUGGUGAUGUUUAAGAAUUGCAGAAGGCAUUUUGUGGCGGUGGUGUUGUUCUUACUGGCGUGUGCUCCGGCCAGAGCCAAAGUUACCUACGAUGACAAAGGUUUCAUCAUCAAUGGACAGAAAAAGAUUCUCAUCUCCGGUUCUAUUCACUACCCAAGAAGCACUCCUGAGAUGUGGCCUGAUAUUCUAAAGAGGGCUAAAGAAGGAGGCUUGGAUCUUAUACAGACUUAUGUAUUCUGGAAUGGACAUGAACCAUCUCCUGGAAAAUACUAUUUUGAGGGGAGGUAUGAUUUGGUCAAGUUCCUCAAACUGGCACAUCAGGCAGGGCUCUAUGUUCAUCUCCGCAUUGGGCCUUAUAUUUGUGGAGAAUGGAAUUAUGGGGGAUUCCCUGUUUGGCUAAGAUAUGUGCCUGGGAUGGAGUUUAGAACAGACAAUAAGCCUUUUAAGGUGGCUAUGCAAGGGUUUGUUGAAAAAAUUGUGAACAUGAUGACUUCCGAGAAAAUGUUUGAACCUCAAGGUGGACCUAUUAUUAUGAAUCAGAUCGAAAACGAGUAUGGACCAGUGCAGUGGGAGAUUGGUGCCCCAGGUAAAGCUUAUGCAAAAUGGUUUACACAAAUGGCUGCCGGUCUCAACACUGCCCAACUCCCUUGGAUCGUGUGUAAACAAGAGGACGCCCCCCCUCCCAUGAUUGAUGCUUGCAAUGGAUUCUACUGCGAAAGCUUUCGGCCACACAAUCCCAACACUCCCAAAAUGUUUACAGAACUCUGGACUGCAUGGUAUACAGCAUUUGGAGGUCCGGUUCCUAGAAGAUCUGCAGAAGACACAGCUUUUUCAGUGGCAAAGUUCGUCCAGAAUAAUGGCUCAUACUUCAACUAUUACAUGUUCCAUGGAGGAACGAAUUUUGGUCGGACUGGUGCUCUAUUUCUUACAACUAGCUAUGAGUACGAUGCUCUUCUCGAUGAAUAUGGGCUACCAAAUGAACCCAAAUAUUGGCACUUAGCAGAAUUGCAUAAAGUGAUCAAGCAAGCUGAACCAGCCUUAGUUUCAUCCUACCCCAAAGUCACAUGGCUUGGCAAAAAUCAAGAGGCUCAUGUGUUUAGUGCAAAAACUGGGGGGCAUUGUGCCUUGUUUUUGUCCAACUCCGACCCCCAAAAUGCAGCAAAAGUGAGCUUUUGGAACAAGCAAUAUAAUCUGCCUGCUUGGUCAGUCAGUAUUUUCCCAGACUGCAAAACUGAGGCUUUCAACACUGCAAGGGUUCACGCCAGAGCCCCUCAGAUAAAGAUGGUACGAACCAAUACCAUAUUGUCUUGGCAGUCCUACAUCGAAUAUCCUCCAUCCGUAGGUGAUAAGGACACACAAGUAACAGAUGGAAUAUGGGACCAAGUCGGUAUGACCAGAGACGCCUCAGACUACUUGUGGUACACCACCGAUGUGAACAUUGCACCUAAUGAAGGAUUUCUGAAGGAUGGAAAAGAACCAGUUCUAACUGUCCCGUCUGGUGGACAUGCACUCUACGUUUUCAUUAACGGUCAACUGGCAGGAACUACAUAUGGGACACUGGCAAACCCAAAACUAACAUAUUCUGGGGGUGUAAAACUAAAGGCUGGUGUUAACAAGAUUUCCCUUCUCAGUGCCACAAUUGGUCUCCCGAAUGUUGGCAAGCACUAUGAACAAUGGAGUUAUGGAAUUCAUGCCCCAAUCUCAUUGAGUGGUCUUAAUGAAGGGAAAAGAGACUUGUCUAAGCAGAAAUGGUCUUACAGGGUUGGUAUGAAGGGUGAAUCCUUACAUCUGAAUACUGUAAGUGGAAGUUCCUCUGUGGGAUGGGCACAAGGUGCACAUCUGACUUACAAACACCCCCUAACCUGGUACAAGGCUACUUUCAAUGCUCCUGACGGAAAAGAACCGCUGGUGUUAGACAUGGGCAGCAUGGGAAAGGGUCUGGUAUGGAUAAACGGUGAAGGCGUCGCCCGCCACUGGCCGGCAAACACCGGUCGUGGCAAAUGUGGUACGUGCAGCUAUGGUGGAUUUUACAGUGAGACAAAAUGCCUGACCAAUUGUGGGCAGCCUUCUCAAAGAUGGUAUCAUGUGCCGCGAUCAUGGCUGAAACCAACUGGGAAUCUCUUAGUUGUGUUUGAGGAAUCGGGCGGCGACCCCAAGGGAAUUUCAUUGGUUAGAAGAACCAAGCUUUGAGCAAAUUAAAAUCUUUCUUCAAUUCGAACUCUGCAAAUAUAAUCUUUCAAUUCUGAAGAUAUGAUAUUCAACCAGCCAUGUUAUAAGCCUACCAUUUGUGGCUUAUAGCUUAGAGAAAUCUGGUUUCAACAAAAUUGUUAUUUCGCCCCAAAACUCUUUUAAUUUGCUGGUUGAAUUUCUUUUAAUUUGCCCCAAUGCCCCACAUUUUGGCCCCGACAAAUUAAAAUUGUUAUUUCAAUUCAUUCAUUUGUUGGAAUGUCAUUUGUG